UUAAAUGAAUCAUUGAAUGCAUUGUUGAUGUAAAAAUUAUACUCAAAGAAAAUCGAACUCAACGCAGACGGACGGACACGCGUGUAGUCGACAACUAGUUUAUAUGACGGAUUUGAUUCUACGUAUAUAUUGUAGAACUGAUCGCUAUUUGCUUAGUGCUGGUUCAUCCUUAAGUUUGGAUGUAAGUUUAAGUGAUGGGUGUGUUGUGGUUAUUAUUAACUGUUACCGUGGCAACGGGGAAUGCAUUGAAAUUAACUGACGAGCAAUACCACCAGCUGCCGGAGCUGUUCCAGCUGGACGACUACGAGGCGUGCCUGUCCCAGCGGCGUGGCGCUUUCUGUCUCGCCACCUUUGACCUAUUGCCGUCUUCUAACAAACAACUAUUCAACAUAAUUCAACAAUUCUCCGAAGACCGUGCCAACUUUAAUCAUACAAGAAUCCAUCGCGGAUAUUGUGUGAGCACCAGAUGUUCGCACAUCGACGAAGUUUCCCUAAAUAGGAGAUUCGUAAAAUGUGUCAGUGACAUAACGAAGAACACUUACGGUUUGGACACAAAACUGGCAACACUGGAUUAUUGCAAGACAACUAAAACACCACCAACAAAACCCAUAGAUGAAUUAGACGUCGCAUUCGCGUAUAUAUCCGGGUUUAUAUUACUUAUGAAUGUUAUCGGAACUAUAUACGAUUUAACAAGAAACCCCGACCACAAGCCUAAUCGUUAUUUAAUGACAUUUUCCUUCAUGGAUAAUUGGAGGCGGCUAACAGACUCUUAUGAGAAUGGAGAUGCCAGACUCAACGCACUUCAGCCUAUUCAUGGCAUGAAAGCGAUCACUCUAAUGUGUGUCAUGCUGGCACACACCGUGAUAACUUACCACGCUGCAUAUCUCAUGAACCCACGCUUCAUUGAAAAUGGUAACCGUCACCCGCUGUCUAUCUUACUGCACAACGGUACCGUCAUAGUGCAGACCUUCAUCCUGCUCUCCAGUUUCCUUUUCGCCUACAAUAUGCUCAUCUACAUUGAGAACAAUCCCAAGAAGCAACUUAACUUAAGUCUGUUCCUCAGCUCUGUACUAAAUCGAGUCUCCAGAAUCCUGCCAUUGUACAUAUUCGUUGUGGGUUUUGUGACGACAUGGUGGCGACACACGAGCGAUGGCCCGCUUUGGUCGCCCCUGGUGGAGGCGGAGUGCGCCCGUUGUAGGGACAAAUGGUGGUCUCAGUUCCUAUUCCUCAACAACUUCUAUAAGCCUGAUGAUAAAUGCCUUGUACAGACGUGGUUCCUCGCAGUGGACUUCCAGCUCUACGUGUUGGCGGUGUUUCUCACCCUCAUCCUGGGCCAGUCUUUCCGCACCGCUAUUAAGGUCUUAUCCGGUCUUCUCGUUUUCUCCAUGGCAACCAACUUUGCGAUCGCAUACUACUGGGAUUUGAAGUCUGUACUCUUUGUAACGAACACUGAAGCAAUCCGUAGUCUUUACUACGGCGUACCAUCGUUCAAGUGGAUUUACAUGGCGCCUUGGACAAGUCUGCCUUCCUCUCUGCUAGGACUUAUAGCAGCUUUUCUUCUCUAUCAUUGGCAAAAGAACAACUACGAUCCCAAGGAGUCACUGGGUCUUUCAACAAAGACGGUCUUGUACGGUCUUUAUAACAGAAUACUUUUGAUGCAAAUUAUAUGGUGUCUUUUUAACAUUUAUCUUAUGUUCUUUUCCCAGAUCUAUCGUGUUCUGUACCGAUGUUCGGUGCCUAUCCUCUUAAUUUCCGUAGUGUUGGGUUAUUUCAUCAGGGACACGCAGUCACCUCUCGUCACGUCCAUAUACACCGCCAUCGACCGUCCACUCUUCUGUCUUACGAUGGUUGUCGCAUUAUUAGGAUUUAUAUAUAAAAUUGAUAGUCUCUGGUGGCAGUUUCUUUCCUGGUCCGGUUGGCGACCGCUGAGCCGGAUGUCUCUAUCCAUCCUACUGAUUCACUGGUGUUAUAACCUCACGCAAGCCGCAGUUAAAACAGACCUUGCGAGAACUUCGGUAUACGAAAUAGGUGGGCAUUGGUUCGUGACAAUGUUUAUGACGUAUGUGACGUCAUUGCCGACAUAUCUGCUAGUAGAACUGCCACUACAGCGGUUCCUAAAGGCAAUGUUUUUUUAGAAUGAACCACAAACAAACAGCUCUAAACAAAACCAAAUAACAAUCGACAUUGUUCUAGUGCAAUUAAUAGCCAUGUAGUUAAUUAAUUGGUGAGGAAAUUCGGGAAUUUUUAAAUCAUACCUAUUGGAAAAACAGAUGUACGAAUAUGUUUAUUACAUUUCGACAGUGGAAUCCAACGGUAAAGAUUUCAAAAUGUAU
Molecule: messenger RNA, 2333 nt
Organism: Papilio machaon (common yellow swallowtail)
Lineage: Eukaryota; Metazoa; Arthropoda; Insecta; Lepidoptera; Papilionidae
Product: nose resistant to fluoxetine protein 6
Exons: 12
Coding region: 195-2135 (646 amino acids)
Source: RefSeq, a predicted model, not a curated record